GUAUAUGUCUGUUGGUCCGAAACUGAUCUUUGGGUCAUAGACUCAUCCGGCAAACGGCGAGACAGAAAAUAAUGGAGGUGAAGGCAAGAGCGCCGGCGAAAAUCAUUCUGGCCGGGGAACAUGCGGUGGUGCACGGAUCCACAGCGGUGGCCGCCGCAAUCAAUCUUUAUACCUAUGUCUCCCUUAGCUUCUCUGUUCCCUCUGAUACUGAUGAAUCAUUGAAGCUCCAACUAAAGGAUGUGUCCUUGGAACUUUCUUGGUCGACUGCAAGAAUAAGAGAUGCUUUUCCAAACCAUGAUAAUGGUGUUGGUUCAUCUCCUUCAUCGUGUUCAUUAGAGACACUAAAAUCAAUUGCUUCAUUGGUGGAAGAACAGAAAAUCCCCGAGGAGAACCGUGGGCUUGUAUCUGGUGUCUCUGCUUUCCUCUGGUUGUAUACCUCCAUUCAUGGAUGCAAACCAGCAAAAGUAGUCGUGCAUUCUGAACUCCCGUUGGGUGCAGGUCUUGGAUCUUCUGCUUCCUUUUGUGUUGCUCUUUCUGCUGCCAUGCUUGCUCUGUCAGACUCAAUUAGUACAGAUUUCAGCCACCAAGCCUGGCAGAUAUUUAGAGAUAGUGAACUGGAAUUGGUUAACAAAUGGGCAUUUGAAGGCGAGAAGAUAAUCCAUGGGAAGCCAUCUGGGGUCGAUAACACAGUAAGCACAUACGGGAACUUGAUCACAUUUAAGUCUGGUGAUUUGGCGUGUCUCAAGACUAACAUGCCACUUAAAAUGCUAGUAACUAAUACAAGAGUUGGCAGAAACACAAAAACCUUAGUGGCUGGUGUCUCAGAGAGGACGAUGAGGCAUCCGAGUACCAUGGCUGCUGUUUUUAAUGCAGUGGAUUGCAUCAGCAAUGAAAUAGCUUCAAUUGUCCAGUCACCAGUUGCUGAUGAUCUUGCAAUAACCGAGAAGGAAGAAAAACUGGGAGAGUUGAUGGAGAUGAACCAAGGUUUGCUACAAUGCAUGGGUGUCAGUCAUUCUUCGAUAGAAACUGUGCUUCGAACAACAGAAAAGUACAAAUUGCAUUCCAAAUUAACAGGAGCUGGUGGAGGAGGCUGCGUUUUGACACUGCUACCAACCUUGCUAUCAGGAACAAUUGUCGAUAAGGUGAUAGCGGAGUUAGAGACAUGUGGGUUCCAAUGUCUAAUUGCUGGAAUUGGCGGGAACGGGGUUGAGGUUUCUGUCAUUGGAUCAUCUCUAUGAUAACAUAUGCAGAAGAAUCUGCAGUUUAUAUUCCAUUUCAGGGUCUGGUACUCUUUGAUCUUUAAUAAUUUCGUUGCAUCUUUUCCAUGAAUAUCAUCAGCUUAAAGCAUACAAACCUUCAUAUAGAAUCAAGAAAGUCAACAUGAAAGAAAACAUGCAACUUCAAUGGUAUUGUUUUUCCUUUUUAAAAAAGUUUUCGUGUUUGCCGACUCCUAAUCAGUGUAUUAGUGAGCUGAACAAUGAAAGUUUGUUGCUUUAAAUGAUUUGAGUACUAAUUAUGUUCAUG
This is a messenger RNA of Cuscuta campestris, 1524 nucleotides long. NCBI's taxonomy places the organism in Eukaryota, Viridiplantae, Streptophyta, Magnoliopsida, Solanales, Convolvulaceae. The record is from the annotation of a GenBank genome assembly.